AAAUUAUUAAAAAAUAUUUUUAGUUGUUUUUUAAUAAUGAUGAGCUCAGUUAGAUCGAGAGAGAAUAGAAAGCAUUCUUAAGUUAGCAAAUCUUUAAAUUUUAGUCUUCCAAAAAGAGCCUCAUCAUAAAUAAAGUAAUAUUAUAUUUAAAAAAAAUAGAAUUCAUCAUUUACCUAGUAUCUCUAAUAAUUCAACAUGUUGUAGCAAUUCGAAUACUUCUAGUCCUCCAUAAAGUUGUUCGAAAUUAGAGGAUGAUUGCAUUGAUAGUAAAUAAAAGUUUGAUUACUAGUGUCUCCUGUUUCUAAAAAUACAUCAUAAGAUCCUUUGAAUUAUUUUAAUUAUGAUGACUUCCAAUAUAUUCUUCCAAUCACUAUUAAUGGAGUAAAAAUAUUAAAACUUGAUUGGAGUUACUUUUCAGCUCCUCCAAACAUUUUAUCACCUUGGAAAGCACAUUGCUUUUGGACUGUUGGAUACACUUUUGAUAUUAAUAUGAGAAAAAUGAAAAAAUCAUAAAAUAUUAAAUAUCGACUCGUUAUUUAAAGUUGGUGUUGUCUCAAUAAUAAAUCUUGGGUAAAAAAUAAAUGGGAUCGAUUGUUAGAACAUGAAACUGGACAUUAUUUAAUUGGAUGUUUAUGUGCUUUAGAUUUCAAAUAAAAGUAAAUAUAUUUCAUAUAUUUAGAGCUGAUAAAUUUAAAUAUACUAAAAAUUACAGAAUGGAAUGUACUAAAUUGUUUUAAGAUAUAUUCUAGUUUUAUCUUCAGAUGGAAAAGUAAUAUGAUGAAGAAACAAAUCAUAGUUAGAAUGUUUCAAAGUAAAAGGAAUGGAAUGAAUUCAUUAAGUCAGAACUUUUAAAAUAUUGA
This is a messenger RNA of Paramecium sonneborni, 860 nucleotides long. NCBI's taxonomy places the organism in Eukaryota, Ciliophora, Oligohymenophorea, Peniculida, Parameciidae. The record is from the annotation of a GenBank genome assembly.